This is a messenger RNA of Rhizophagus irregularis DAOM 181602=DAOM 197198, 1554 nucleotides long. RefSeq lists its product as uncharacterized. NCBI's taxonomy places the organism in Eukaryota, Fungi, Glomeromycota, Glomeromycetes, Glomerales, Glomeraceae. The record is from RefSeq and is a predicted model, not a curated record.
UUUUUUUUGAAAAGAAAAAAAAAAAAAAAUCUUAUUACUCAUUAUAUUUUGAUAUUUAUUAAUAACGGAAAAAUGGAUGCAAAAAUGGAUAACGUUAACUUUGACUCUACUAGCUCUAUUUUCGAUAACCUAAAUCUUCAUGUCAAACCAAUGGACUCCUCCACUAAGAACGCAAUGGACACGAGACGAGAUCUGGGAGAGCAUCAGAGAAAUGGCGGAGGUGAGCAGAAGGGGACGGACAGUAUACAACAAAAUUCUUCUUCCGUACAAGAAAGACAACAUUAUUUUCAAAGAUCCCAAUCAACGUCCAAAACCAAUAGUAUUGAGGGCAAAUGGAGCUUUGAUUACUAUAGCAACUCCAUCAGACGCCCUCUGCUACUUGUACACGAUCAAUCUAAGCUUCCCAAUGAAGAAAGGAACAAAGAAACAUCGCGAAAGAUAUCUAAGUCAGGUGGAGUUGAUUUUUCAGCACCAAAACCAAAUUUGCAAAUGGAUAUCAAUGAUAGAACACGAUCGCAGCAAGCAACCAUACACAAUCAACGUUUCCUGGAAAGCAAACCAGAAAAAUGUUAUCAACCUUGCAUUUGGUGCAUCAAUUCCAGUUCCCAACCGGAACUGGGACGACAGGAAAAGAUUGUGCCUAAUCCGACAAAAGAACGACAAAUACCUUCUCCCUCGGGAUCAAUCUGGAAAUGUGAUUCCAAAAUUGGAAAAGUGGGAGUUCGGGAACUGCUCGGAAAUGAAUGCAUGGACCUGUUUAUGCCGGUGGAGACCAGAUCUCCAAAUCAAGUCCCGAACAAUAACAGCACACAGCAGAGAAAUAAAGGAUCCAUGCAAAAAUUGAAAAGCUAUCCAGAACUGGUUGACAGGUUAAAGAAUGAUUAUAAGUUUCAUGAAUUCCAUGGAUCUACAGAUAAAUCAUUAAUUGACAAAAAGAAUAGGGAAUUCUUCAAUAAGGAAUUUGGUAUCACUUCUAUUCACCCACUGUUUGUAGAUCAUUCUCGAACUGUUCUUCUGUUUGUAGAUAAUCGUGGAAUCAUGUUUAUGUGGAGUGAAAGGGAAUAUGGCAUGCGUAUUCUGGGAAUUAAUAAAUUGGAAGGUCUUGCGAACUAUCUUUACCAUCCAGGUAAGAUAUGUGUUGUUAUGGAAGAUACUGGUGAGCUGGUACCUGAAGUGGAACUUGUACGUCGUGUAACGGAAAAGUUGGAAAAUGAAGAGUUGGAAUUGGCAGAGAAAAAUAGAAAAAAAAGGUUGGCAAAGAAAAAAAGGUUGGCAGAAGAAAAAAGGUUGGCAGAAGAAAAAAGGUUGGCAUAGGAAAAAAGGUUGGAGGAAAAAAGGAUUGCGAAGGAAAAGAGUACACGUUUUGCCAUUAACCUUUCUGAUUGGUGAGAUUAUGAUUUUUAGAAUCGAAUUUAUUCCGGUUGGUUAUUAUUAUUAUCACGUAAUCUUUUACCUUUAUUUUUUUACAUUGUCUCGGAAUUUUUUUUUGCUGAACAUUAUUGUAAAUAGUGAGUUUCUGUAUAUGUGAGAUGUGCUUUGCGAUUUUAUUAUACU